GGUGGUUGGUACGGCUGCCACUUUCGCCUAGCAGAAGAGCGACACGAAGAAGGUGGAAGAUCCGUCCGGCUGACUGGCACUCAUUCUCAGUUCUCCACUCCAGCUUGCCGCGGCACAUUCUUCCAUCAACUCCCAAGGAAACAUGGCUCAACCAAUCAGGGUUGUUAUUACUGGAGCGGCUGGCCAGAUUGCCUACUCCCUGCUGUACCAGAUUGCUAAGGGUGAUGUCUUCGGCCCAAGCCAGCCCGUCAUCCUCCACCUGUUGGAUAUUCCCCCCAUGAUGGGCGUCCUUGAGGGAGUUGUCAUGGAACUGGCAGACUGCGCUCUGCCCCUCAUCCAUGGUGUUGUUCCCACUGCUGACCCUGCCGUGGCUUUCAAGGAUGUGGAGGCUGCCUUCCUGGUUGGCGCUAUGCCCAGGAAGCAGGGCAUGGAGCGCAAGGACCUGCUCUCUGCCAAUGUCACCAUCUUCAAGGUUCAGGGUCAAGCUCUGGACCAGCAUGCCAAGAAAACUGUCAAGGUUCUUGUGGUUGGAAACCCAGCCAACACCAACGCAUUAGUAUGCUCCCGUUAUGCUCCUUCCAUUCCCCGUGAAAACUUCACGGCCAUGACCCGAUUGGACCAGAACCGUGCUCAGGCCAACAUUGCUGCCAGGCUUGGUGUCAACGUUGCUGAUGUCAAGAAUGUCAUCAUUUGGGGUAACCACUCCUCCACUCAGUACCCUGAUGUGAAGCACGCCACCGUCACCAAGGGUGGCGCCUCCAAGAAUGCCUAUGAGGCUGUUGCUGAUGAGGCUUACCUUAAGGGAGAGUUCGUUUCUACGAUCCAAACCAGGGGUGCUGCAGUGAUUGCUGCCCGCAAGAUGUCCUCCGCCAUGUCUGCCGCCAAGGCUGCUGGCGAUCACAUGAAGAGCAUCUGGCAGGGAACUGCCCCUGGUGAAUGGGUGUCCAUGGGUGUUGUCUCAGACGGCUCUUAUGGAGUGCCUGCUGAUGUUGUCUACUCCUUCCCUGUAACCAUUAAGGACAAGAAGUGGACCAUUGUGCAGGGCCUGCCCAUUGACGACUUUGCGCGUAGCAAAAUGGACCUGACCGGAAAGGAGCUGCUUGAAGAGCGUGCGGAAGCUCUUGCCGUGUGCCAAGAUUGACUUGUAGCAACCCCAACUGACCGCAGCAAGCUGUAGGGCCCCAUCCAACAAAUUGCCCUCUACGACAGCAGUUGGGGACUCGGACACAUCACCACCUGCUUUUUAUAUUUUUAUGUUACUUCAAUUUUUUUUUGUACAUAUAGUUUGUAGUGUCAUGUUUGUGUGAAGGUUGAAGGACUUGCCACAUCUGUACCUAGUCAUUUAUUCUGCAAAAUACUACAUUCCAUUUUAGCUACCUGAGUUUACCGUACUUUUUAUUUGCAUUUUUGUUUGUUUUUGUGGCAUUUUAAAGCAUCUAUUUUUGUAAUUAUAUUGUAGGCAUUCUGUUUAAUGGUGUCUGGUGCCCCUUAUAUCUCUGCUGUUGAGGGUGGGUGUUUCUGUUUCCUAGAUUUAUGUUAGCAGGGAGGAAUGUCAAACUGUACAUGCAGAGUUCCAACCCUUGCCUCCCCUUAUGUGUGAGAACAAUAAUUUCAGAGUUCAAAAUUUUAAUGUAUUUAAAUACAUGUUGUGUAAUAAAAGAUAUCUGGUCCCUGUUCA
Molecule: messenger RNA, 1678 nt
Organism: Thrips palmi
Lineage: Eukaryota; Metazoa; Arthropoda; Insecta; Thysanoptera; Thripidae
Gene: Mdh1
Product: malate dehydrogenase, cytoplasmic
Exons: 7
Coding region: 143-1141 (332 amino acids)
Biological process (GO): tricarboxylic acid cycle; oxaloacetate metabolic process; malate metabolic process
Cellular component (GO): cytosol; mitochondrion
Molecular function (GO): L-malate dehydrogenase (NAD+) activity
Source: RefSeq, a predicted model, not a curated record